AUGGCUACCCCUAGUGUCCUAGCUUUUGACGCUGAGGGUCGCGCCAUUGAUUUUGAGGUCUGGUUAGACGACCUGCAGCUGUUCUUACAGUGCGACAGGGCUGACGACCUUUCUCUCUUUGAUCUCACCUCUGGCGCCUCUCCUGCUCCUGCUGCUGAUGCUGAUCCCGCUGUCCGCUCUAAGUGGGCCACCCGCGAUGCUGCUGCACGUCUUGCUGUGCGUCGCCACCUCCCUACCUCUGAGCGUGCGCACUUUAGUCAGUACAAGAGUGCUCAGACCUUGUACGACGCUGUAGUUGCGCGCUACUCCUCCCCUGCCACUGCUGCACUGAGCCGUCUCAUGCUUCCCUACCUCUUUCCUGACCUCUCUGCCUUUCCCACUGUCGCUGACCUCAUUACGCACCUCCGCACUAGUGACACUCGCUACCGCGCCGCCCUUCCUGCUGAGUUCUGCGCUAAGAACCCCCCCCCCAUGUACAUCGCUCUCUACUACGUAGUCGCGCGCCUCCCUGACUCCCUUCGCGUCGUCAGGGACCACUUUCUCGCAGUCUGUCCCACCACCCUCACCGUCGACCUCCUCGAGAAGGCCCUCCUUGCAGCGGAGAAGAGCAUAGUCGCUGUAGGUGCUUCUCGUGGUGACCCUCGCACCCCCAUCUUUGAGGGGUGCUCUCCUUCCCCCUUGCUGCCCUCUGUUGCCUCUGCUGCUGCUGCCGACCUGCUUGGUCUUGAGUCGGUCGGCGCGGCGUCUGCCCCUAGUGGGAGACGUCGCUCCAGCAAGGGCAAGGGGGGCAAGGGCGCGGGUGGAGCUGGAGGGGGGGGUGGCGGUGGCGGCGGUGGCGGCGGAGGGAGUGGGGGUGGCGGCGGGACUAGUGGCGGGGGUGGUGGUGGUGGUGGUGGCAGCAGCGGCGGAGACGGUGGUGGUGGUGCCAGCGGUGGUGGUGGAGGCAGCGGCGGAGGUGGAGGCGGCGGAGGUGGAGGCGGUGGAGGCGGCAGCGGAGGAGGCAGUGGUGGUGGAGGAGGUGGAGCUGGUCGGGGUGGUACCCAGCAGCGUAGCGGCGGUGGUGGUGGCCAGCGCUCGCACCGGCAGCAGCAGCAGCGCUCGCGGGACAUCCCUUCGCCUCAGCAGCUUCGUGAGUGGUACGCUGGGCGUCAGAGGGGUGGGGGUACUGGUCCCUGCACCUACGUUCUUCGUUCCGGCGACCGCGCGGGGGCUGGUGUAGCGAUCUUUGAUCUUGAUUUUGAUGCUAUCCUCACUGCUAUGUAUGUUGUGGAUUAUAGUGAGGAGAAUGAGGGUUACCGUUGUUUCCAGCCCGACCCGGGCAUUGGUACUGCUGCGCUAGGUGCUUGUGAGGCUGCUGCUCUAGGUGCCAGUGCGUCUGCGCUCUCAGGUACUGGUGAGACUGCGCUCUCAGUCUCCCUUGCUGACCCCUCUGGAGGUCCUGUCCUGUCUCACUUCUCCACUGUCCUCCCGUGUCCGGCUGCCCCUUCGGGCACCCUGUCGGGUCUGUACCUUCCCUCGUUCUCCACGAACUUGGUGAGUGGAGCGGACCUGCAGGAUGGGGGUGUUCACCAGUUCACUCCUGCGAGUCAGCGGGUGACCCACUGCACGGAGGCACGCACAGGCCGACACCUGGCCACGUUCUCGCGUCGGCCGGGGUCGAGUCUCUACCCCCUGACCGUUGAGUCUCCUCCUGUCCCUGCGUCUGGUCAGGUGGCUGCGUCGGGUCAGGUACUUGCUGCUGCGUCCCGGUCAGGUCCUGAGUCUGCCCCCUGUUCUUGUCGCCUCCUGUCUCACGAGACUCUCCUGUGGCACCACCGUCUUGGCCACCCCUCCUUGCCCCGUCUUCGGAGCAUGGCUUCCCGUGUCCUUGUCUCUGGUCUUCCCUUGUCUCUCCCUCCUCUCCCCUCCGGGCCAGGACCUUCCUGUGUCCCCUGUGUCGAGGGUCGCCUCCGGGCUACUCCUCACUCCUCCCACUUCCCCCCGACAGAGGCUCCCCUGCAGACGCUUCACAUGGAUGUGUGGGGCCCAGCCCCCGUCCGUGGGCAGGGUUACGAGCGCUACUUCCUGUUGGUGGUUGACGACUACUCGCGUUACACCACAGUCCUCCCCUUGCGCAGCAAGGGUGAGGUCACUGAGGUACUGAUCGACUGGAUCCGCGAGGCUCGUCUCCAGCUCAGGAAGAGCUUCGGCUCGGACUUUCCUGUUCUGCGUCUGCACUCUGACAGAGGCGGAGAGUUCUCUUCUCGCCUUCUCCGAGACUACUGUCGCGCACGGGGGAUCCGCCAGACCUUCACGCUUCCGGACUCACCACAGCAAAAUGGGAUUGCUGAGCGCCGCAUUGGCAUGGUCAUGGAUGUCGCUCCCUUGCUGUGGACGGGGAAGGUUGGCGAUGCGUCUGUGUUCCGUGUCUGGGGAUCUCGGGCGUUUGUCCGCGACUUGUCUGCGGACAAGCUGUCCCCUCGUGCUGCUCCCUGUGUCUUCCUUGGCUUCCCCACUGACGCCCCAGGGUGGCAGUUUUACCACCCCUCCUCUCGUCGUGUUCUGUCCUCCCAGGACGUCACGUUCGACGAGUCAGUCCCCUUCUACCGUCUCUUCCCCUACCGCACCCCUUCCCUCCCCCCUCCCCCGGACUUCCUUGUGCCGGUUCCCCCCCCGGUAGACCCCCUCCCCCCUCAGGUUCCUGCCCCCUCAGGUGUGUCCCAGGUAGACGCCGUUGACCCGGUCGAGGUUACUGGUGACUCUGGUGCUGCUGCGGGUGCCGAGCCUGGGGGUGCUGACUCUGGGGGUGCUGUGCGCGGGGGUGCUGAACCUAGGGGUGCUACUGCUGGGGGUGCUGGGCCUGAGGGUGCUACUGCGGAGGGUGCGGAGCCUGGGGGUGCUGAGCCGGGGGGUGCUGUGCCUGGAGGUGCUGGGUCUGGGGGUGCUGGGUCGGGAGCUGCUGAGCCUGGGGGUGCUGUGCUGGGAGCUGCUGAGCCUGGGGGUGCUGCGUCUGGAGCUGCUGAGCCUGGGGUUUCUCCUGCUGCUGCGUCUCGCCGGGAGCCCCUCUCUCCACAGGAGCUGCGCGAGUGGUUCGCUCGCCGCUGCAGACGUGCUUCUGCGUCUGGAGGUGCUGCUGGAGCUGGAGCUGGAGCUUCUUCGACCGUCGAGGGUGCGGGUGCUGCCGGUCCAGGAGCUGCUGGACCUGCGGGUCCUCCUGGAGCUGGAGCUGCUGAGGGCGCUGGUGCUGAGCCUACUGCUGUUGGUCCUGCCGCUGGAGGUGUGGGUGGCGCUGGUGCUGUCGCUGAGGGUGCUGGUGCUGUCCCUGCUGCGUCUGGAGCUGACGCGCGGCCUCGGCCGUACUUCGUUCCGCUCCUGCAGCAGGUUCUUGGUCUUUCUCCUCCAGUAGAGGGUCCACCGCCUGUCCAGUCGCAGUCCCUGCUGGAGCCUUCCUCUCCACUGCCUGCUCCCUCUCCUUACACUGGUCCUACUGGAGGUCUUGCUGAGCGUCGUGAGCCUGCGUCUCGUCCCGCGUCGCCUGUUCGCACUGCUCGCGCUAGUGGUCGCAGUUCGCGUCAGCGUCCUCCUCCUGUCCCUGGCACGCACCGGAUGUCUUUGCGUCCGUCCACUGCUCCUCUGCGUGCCCCUUUGCCUUCUCCUCCUGAGUCCUCUCUUCCUGCGCUUGCCGACCCUGAGUCGGACUCUCUUCGUGCUGCCAGUCCUACUGUCACGCGUCUGCUUGCUACUGUCGUCACUGACCCCUCUUUUGAGUCCACUGCUGCGUCUGCUCUAGUCGCUGAGCUCGUCGACUUUGCUGCUCGCUGUCGUCUCGACUACGCUGCUAGUCUUGUUGCUGAGUCUGCGUCUGUCUGUCCUCCGUCCGUCGGGGGUGAGUGUGCUCUUGGCACGGACGUCCUAGAGGACAGGCAGGAGGAGUUACAGUGUCUAGCGGCUGCUUCACCUCAUCUCGCGUCUGUACUGCUUGCCCCUGAGGGAGACCCGGAUGCACUAGACAUCCCGACUCCGCGUUCUUACGCGGAGGCCGUAGAGGGUCCCUACUCCUCUCAGUGGCAGGCAGCUAUGGAUGCAGAGAUGGCUUCCUGGAAGUCCACAGGCACCUACGUUGACGCGGUUCCCCCUCCUGGGGCGAACAUCGUCAGUGGCAUGUGGAUCUUCAGGGUGAAGCGGCCGCCGGGCUCUCCACCUGUCUUCAAGGCACGGUACGUUGCUCGUGGCUUCAGUCAGCGGCAGGGAGUUGACUACUUUCAGACCUUCUCUCCCACCCCGAAGAUGACCACUCUUCGGGUGCUGCUGCACAUAGCCGCUCAGCGCGACUACGAGCUUCACUCUCUCGACUUCAGCACUGCGUUCUUGCAGGGUAGCCUGCACGAGGAGAUCUGGCUUCGCCGUCCACCUGGCUUCACUGGGACUUUCCCUCCUGGCACCCAGUGGAGCCUCCGAUGGCCAGUCUACGGUCUCCGUCAGGCACCGCGUGAGUGGCACGACACACUGAGGACUACGCUUGCGGCUCUUGGGUUUGCUCCUUCUACUGCUGACCCGUCGCUGUUUCUUCGCACCGACACUUCCCUGCCGCCGUUCUACAUCCUCGUGUACGUCGACGACUUGGUCUUUGCCACAGCGGACUCUGCUGGACUCGCCUACGUGAAGUCCGAGCUGCUGAAGAGACACACGUGCACAGACCUGGGUGAACUGCGCAGCUACCUUGGCUUGCAGAUCACUCGGGACAGAGCACGCCGCACCAUUACCUUGACUCAGUCACACAUGGUGCAGCAGGUCCUUCAGCGCUUCGGCUUCACGUACUCCUCGCCUCAGGCCACUCCUCUGCCUACUCGCCACUCACUCUCAGCUCUGCCUUCGGAUGAGUCCGUAGAGUCGAGUGGCCCGUAUGCAGAGCUUGUUGGCUGCCUCAUGUACCUGAUGACCUGCACACGACCUGACCUUGCAUACCCUCUGAGCAUUCUUGCUCGUUAUGUUGCUCCUGGGAGACACAGACCAGAGCACAUGGCUGCAGCGAAGAGGGUAUUGCGCUACUUGUGCAGUACGUCGGGCAUGGGGCUAGUGCUUGGAGGGCGGAGUCCAGUGGUCCUUACCGGCCACGCGGACGCUUCUUGGGCUGACGACCAGGCUACGCAGCGGUCGUCACAGGGUUACACCUUCAGCCUUGGUUCCGGCUCUGUCUCGUGGCGGUCUAGUCGCUCGUCUUCGGUUCUCGGCUCCAGUUGUGAGGCUGAGAUCUACGCCGGGGCCAUGGCUGCACAGGAGCUUCGCUGGCUCACCUACCUGCUGACUGACCUUGGAGAGCCGCCUCGUUCUCCUCCAGUGCUGUACGUAGACAACAAGGCCAUGCUGGCCUUGUGUCGAGAGCAGCGCUUGGAGCACAGAACGAAGCACAUUGCUCUCCGCUACUUCCUUGCUCGUGAGCUGCAGCAGCGUGGUCAGUUGCGACUUGCGUACGUGGCCUCUGAGGCCAACACUGCUGAUGUGUUCACCAAGGCACUCGCGCCUUGUGACCAUCAGCGCUUUUGCACCCAGCUGGGUCUUGUGCCUGUCUUGCCUCACUUGCUCUCCUCUUGA
Closterium sp. NIES-65 is the source of this 5571-nucleotide messenger RNA. The record is from the annotation of a GenBank genome assembly. NCBI's taxonomy places the organism in Eukaryota, Viridiplantae, Streptophyta, Zygnematophyceae, Desmidiales, Closteriaceae.